CGUCAGAGUGUCAGCUAACCCAGCCUACAUCAACUAGACUCCAAUUUCUGUAACCAUGCGAGCCGGCGAAGCUCGACAAGGUCAUUGGCCAGCGCGUAAGCACGAAAGUCGACCUCAGGUAUCUCGGGACAAAGUAUAAGGGUCGCCGGGUAGAAUAGUAUUUUCAUCAUCGACAACUUCAACCAGCGCGCCCACAUCGUAUCCUCCAAUGUGUCUGAAUUGAAUAUACCGAUCUUUCUUUCGCACAUUCUUCAGAUGUACGCAACAUGUCGUUCUUUCGGGCUCCCUGGAAACCAGGUCUAUCACCAACAAUACAUAUUACCGUCACGGCGAAAACCUUCGCUGUCAGAACUCGCUGAGCUUGUUCCCGCCCUGACUUGUAGUUUCUUUACGACGUGUUAUAUCGUUCGCGCAGAAUCGGCGCGAGAGGAUUUCCUUGUAAAUAUCGACUCCCACAGUCAAAGUCUCCUCCGCGCAGUUAGGCUCGAUCUGCUGCUUAAAAACGUGCCACCGGGACUGGCGCUCGGCUCCUGCCUGGUGUUGGGGUGUUGUCUGUCGUCGUAUACCCACCGCCGGCGAGAUCGGGAUCCGUACCAACCCGUCGUGUUCGCGGUCUGGAUCGUCUGGGCCGUGUGUAUCGGCUGGGGAACGGGCAUCAGCGCCAACGUGGUCACGCUAGGCAUCGUGCCGUGGGCCUCGUGCGCCGCGAUGCUUAGCAGCUUCAUCGGACACGUAGGAGCGCGAUGGGUCUCAAACAGAGAGAGGUGUCAAGGCGUCUAUACUAUGAGCGUAAUGAACGAGAAGGCAAUAUUCUUCGAUACGUGAUUUCCGGCUGUUGUUUCUAUCUACCACGAGGUUAAGAGCCGCUAUUCGGUGGCUGGCUCUUGAUCGCUUCUACGCGGAGACAUUAAAAGACGCUUUGACAGCAGUUACCGUACUGUUAGUGCGGCUGGCGCAUAUCUUUUUCGAUAUCUGUGUGUUAUCCCCUUUUUUCUCCUUUUUCUUUUUUCGGCACUCGAGGUUCCGACUUUCUUCACACAUUUAGCGGCAGGUUCGCCUAUAGCUGCUAAUGACUAGAGAUACCUACGAGAAAUUAAUAGAAGGAGGUAAUUUGAUUU
Messenger RNA from Daldinia vernicosa, 1118 nucleotides. RefSeq lists its product as uncharacterized. Bases 256 to 825 code for a protein of 189 amino acids. The record is from RefSeq and is a predicted model, not a curated record. The transcript is spliced from 2 exons. NCBI's taxonomy places the organism in Eukaryota, Fungi, Ascomycota, Sordariomycetes, Xylariales, Hypoxylaceae.